AUACACAGGGGAGGGAGGAGCUGCUUGGGUUGACCCAGCUGCCUGCCUCGGUGAUUGGUUUGGAAACAGCUUGUGCAUGUGCAUGCAGUCGGAGCCGACGAGCUCAGGGAAGGUUCUGGUUGCAGAGAGGUGUGUGGUGGUGCUGAUUAUCCAUCGUUCCCUCAAGCUGGUAUCUCGUGGCGUUCUCCCCACCUACUGGCCAGCUUUCUUCUCCAUGGGAACCUGCUACAAUGCUUCCAGGAGAGACAAGAAUUUCUUUUCUGAGUGUGUCACUCGCACCGAAGUGAGACGUUAGCUUGUUUAUCUUGCGCUUGGCGAGCUGUGAGUAAUGGUUUGCUUAGAGCCAGCAGGAGGUAGAUAAUGGGAAGCAUCCCCGAUUCCCUCAGAAAGAUUUGAUGAAGCUCGAGUAGCCAAAGCUUCAAAAUAUGUUUAAAAGGCGUGUUUAACGAAGCAUAAACCAAGGGUUUGCCAGCAGUCGUUGGAUUAAUUUUAAACUGUGAAAAGACCUUGCAUAAGGCAAAAUGCUUAUAAAGGAAUAUCACAUCCCUCUUCCCAUGAGCGUUGAGGAGUAUCGUAUUGCACAACUGUACAUGAUUCAGAAAAAGAGCAGAGAAGAGACCUGUGGAGAAGGGAGUGGAGUAGAAAUCCUUGAGAACAGGCCCUACAACGACGGUCCUGGUGGAUCUGGCCAGUACACCCACAAAGUCUACCACAUUGGUAUGCACAUCCCCAGCUGGUUCCGGUCGAUUUUACCAAAAGCUGCAUUGCGUGUAGAAGAAGAAUCGUGGAAUGCCUAUCCCUACACCAGAACCAGGUAUACCUGUCCCUUUGUAGAGAAAUUCUCCAUUGACAUCGAAACGUAUUAUAAAGCUGAUUCAGGAGAUCAAGCAAAUGUAUUUAAUCUCUCAGCUGCCGAGAAAAGACAGCGGAUGCUUGAUCCUAUUGACAUUGUUAAAGACCUAAUUCCACCAAAUGAAUAUAAAACUGAAGAGGACCCCAAACAGUACAAGUCCACCAAGACAGGACGGGGACCCCUGUCGGACAAUUGGAUUGAGGAGUGCAAAAACAGAACCGGAAAAAUGCCAAUUAUGUGUGCAUAUAAACUCUGCAAAGUUGAGUUUCGAUACUGGGGAAUGCAAUCCAAAAUUGAGAGAUUUAUUCACGAUGUGGGUUUAAGGAAGGUGAUGCUGAGGGCUCACCGGCAAGCGUGGUGCUGGCAAGACGAGUGGUACGGUCUGACCAUCGAGGACAUCCGGCAGCUCGAGCACGAAACGCAGCUCAUGUUGGCCCAGAAAAUGGCCCAGUUUGUGACCCAGUUCAACGUAAAUGACAAUGAAACCGAGCCAACGGGCCUGGCCCAGUUCUCUAGUGAGCGAGAGCAGGACACCAACAAUGCCAAUGUCAGCCUAGGUGCCGACUCCAGCACUGCCAACCUAAAGGACUACGGCGACUCCUUAACAGAAAAAGCACUGACAAAGCAAUGGUCCACGUCGUCCAAAUCAUCCCAUUCAUCAGUGAGAGGAGCAAGCCCUUCACGUCACAAUAUCUCAGACUGGCGGAUGCAGAGUAUAGCUCGAGACUCAGACGACAGCUCAGACGAUGAAUUCUUCGAUGCACAAGAAGACUUUUCAGACAACGAAGAAAGCUUCCCUCAAGAAAUAACGAAAUGGAAUUCAAAUGACCUUAUCGAUAAAAUUGAAGCGUGUGGAGAGACUGAGGAGAGGCCGUGUGACUUGUACCAAGGCCAGUUGAGAGACUAUAUCCCAACCAGUGCAGAACAGCUCAAUCCAGUUGAGCUGUGUCCCCUGAUCUUAGACUCCCCCACAACAGGAAACAUCCUCUCCAUAUCCAAGGGCUUUCAACAUUCAGAGACGGAUUUCAAGAUACACAACACUCUUAAAAAUAAGAGUGUCAGUACCUCUAUACCAAAGAUUACAGUUACAAGUUUACCAGCAGAUGAACCAUCGUUGCAAACCUUGCAGUCUUGUAAGGUUCACAUGCUGGUCCUCAUACUACAUGGUGGUAACAUACUGGAUCCGGGCAGUGGAGACCAGACCUCCAAGCAGGCUGACGUCAAUACCAUAACCUCAGUCUUUGACACGGUGAUGAGAGUCCACUUCCCCGCAGGUCUCGGCCACAUCGCAGCGAAGCUGGUUCCGUGCCCGGCCAUCUGCUCCGAAGCCUUUUCGCUGGUCUCAAACCUCAGUCCCUUGAGCUACGAUGAGGGCUGUUUAUCGAACAACCAAGACCACAUUCCACUGGCAGCCCUUCCUCUGCUGGCUACAGCCUCGCCCCAGUACCAAGAGGCCGUUGCGACAGUCAUUUUCAGAGCAAACCAGGUGUACAGUGAUUUCAUCAAGUCACAAGAAGGGGCCUCCUUCAAUGGACAAGUGUGUUUGAUCGGAGACUGCGUGGGUGGAAUCCUGGGAUUCGAUGCCUUGUGCUUCAGCAACCAGACCGUGUCGGAGAGCCAGAGCAGCAGCCGGCGAGGCAGUGUCCUAAGCGUGCAGGACAAUGAUCUGUUAUCUCCUGGAAUUAUUGUGAAUAACACUGCUGGCUCGAAUCUGGAAUCUAGUCGGCAUCUCAGCAGAAGCAACAUCGACAUUCCUCGAAGCAGCACUGAUAAUUCAAACAAGCAGUUGCCGAGAAAGAGAAGCGAUUCUUCUACGUAUGAGCUUGACACCAUUAAACAUCAUCAGGCAUUUCUGUCCAGUUUGCAGUCCAGUGUUCUGAGGACGGAUUCUGGGUCCAGGCGAUCGAGCAGUUCCACCAUGCUGGAAGGAAUGAACCCUGGCAAGUUUGAAUUUGAAGUGACUGAUUUCUUCCUGUUCGGUUCCCCUCUGGGGCUGGUGCUGGCAUUGAGGAAGACAGUUGUCCCCAGCUUGGACGUGUCCCUGCUGAGACCAGCAUGCCAGCAGGUCUACAAUCUGUUCCACCCAGCCGACCCCUCAUCUUCCCGCUUGGAGCCACUCCUGGAGAAGAAGUUUCAUCUGUUGCCUCCGUUCAAUGUUCCCCGCUACCAACGGUUCCCACUGGGCGACGGCACCUCUGCUGUUUUGGCGGAUGUCAUUCAGACUCACGUCGGCGUCUUCGCAGAAGGUUCGUCUCCUUCCUCUCCCUCAACAGCCCCGAUAUUCAGGGCGUUCCGCAGAGCGAGUGAGACCAGCAUUGCCAGCCAAGUAUCAGGAAUGGCUGAUAGUUACACGGCUUCCAACAUCACCAACACGAAAAAAUAUCACUCAGCCCUUAACAAAACGUUGGGUUUCUUGUCCAAACUUAUCCCCCACAACAAAGCCCUUCCACAAUGCCUUGACCCUCAGGACUAUAAACAGUCCAAACCUGUGCUGUCACAGAGUCACGACAAGCUGAAAGUGAGUCAACCACCACAGAGAGUCUCAGAGAUGGACCUCCAGACAGUUGCAGCGAGGUGGUGGGGAACUAAGAGGGUUGACUACGCUCUCUACUGCCCUGAUGCUUUAACAGCCUUUCCAACGGUCGCCUUGCCCCACCUCUUUCACGCCAGUUACUGGGAGUCAACUGAUGUCGUCUCCUUUCUGCUACGACAGAUAAUGAGGCAUGAAAAUGCAAGUGUUCUGGAAUUGGACGGGAAGGAGGUCUCAGUGUUCAGCCCUUCAAAGCCGCGCGAGAAGUGGCUUCGCAAGAGGACGCAUGUUAAAUUAAGGAACGUCACAGCCAAUCAUCGUGUGAACGAUGUGAUUGUUAGUGAAGACGGUCCUCAGACAUUGACGGGGCGUUUCAUGUACGGACCCCUGGAUAUGGUCACACUGACGGGCGAGAAGGUGGAUAUUCACAUCAUGACUCAGCCUCCCACAGGAGAGUGGGUGUAUUUUGACACUGACAUCACGAACAGCAGCGGCAGAAUUUCUUACGUUAUUCCAGAGAGCAAAAGGCUGGGGAUUGGUGUCUACCCAGUAAAAAUGGUGAUUAGGGGGGACCACACGUCUGGAGACAGCUACAUAACAGUGCUGCCAAAGGGGACGGAAUGUGUGGUGUUCAGCAUCGAUGGGUCGUUCGCAGCCAGCGUUUCCAUCAUGGGUAGCGACCCGAAGGUCAGAGCAGGAGCCGUUGAUGUUGUGAGGCACUGGCAGGAUCUGGGCUACUUCAUCGUGUACGUGACGGGACGACCAGACAUGCAGAAGCAGAGGGUGGUGGCCUGGCUGGCUCAGCACAACUUCCCACACGGAAUCGUCUCCUUCUGUGAUGGGCUUGUUCACGACCCUCUCCGGCACAAGGCCAACUUCCUCCGCAGCCUCGUUCAGGACGUGUCGGUAAAGGUGCACGCAGCCUACGGAUCCACGAAGGAUAUUUCAGUGUAUGCCUCCCUGGGCUUAUCACCUUCUCAGAUCUACAUUGUGGGCCGCUCAGCCAAGAAGUAUCAGAAUCAGUGCCAGUUUCUGACAGAUGGAUAUGCGGCACAUUUAUCUCAGCUGGAGUAUAACCAGCGAUCCCGUCCUGCCAAAAGCAAUUCCCGAAUGGUGCUGCGGAAAGGUAGCUUUGGUUUGGCUGCACAGCCGGACUUCCUGCGGAAAAGGAAUCAGUUACUACGUACAAUCUCCGGCCAGCAGACGACGUCCACCUCCUCGAAGCCAGAGCGGACACAGAGCCAGUCUGAAGGUGAGCGCGACCGAGACAAGGAGCGUGGUCACAGGAGCAUGAGCAUCACGGCAGGCUGCUGGGGCCGCACAGGCACCUCCAAACUGGAAUCUGGGGUUUAAUGAAGACACAGGGGGUGGCGAGGGGGCGAGAGUUGGCAUCAGCUACAGAGCUGGGGGGUCAAAGCCGCAAAUGACGAACGUGCUGGGGUUGUAACGUGCAGGUGAAUGGUACCAUGGUGCUAACACAUGAUAUAGAAGAGAUGAACUUGUAAUUUUUGUGAACUUUGAGCCUUAACAAUUCAGUGUUGCAUUUGUAGGACACUAGCUCAAAUUACCCUUUGUUAUAGAGAGGUAGUCCGAACUUUUAGAACCUGCUUAGUUCUGCAAUCUUUUCUAUUGGGAUUUUGUCAAAUUUGAACAUAGAGACCCAGUUUUCCCAUCACUGUCACUGGUACACAUACUUCUCAAAAACGUCUUGAAAUCCAGCAGGAAACCCGCACAGACAAUAACUGUUAAUUUUCAACACACACAAAACGCUGAAAGAACUCAGCAGGCCAGGCAGCUUCUAUGGAAAAGAGUCAACAAUCGA
Molecule: messenger RNA, 5205 nt
Organism: Mobula hypostoma (lesser devil ray)
Lineage: Eukaryota; Metazoa; Chordata; Chondrichthyes; Myliobatiformes; Myliobatidae
Product: membrane-associated phosphatidylinositol transfer protein 2
Exons: 28
Coding region: 522-4736 (1404 amino acids)
Biological process (GO): phospholipid transport
Cellular component (GO): cytoplasm
Molecular function (GO): phosphatidylcholine binding; metal ion binding; phosphatidylinositol binding
Source: RefSeq, a predicted model, not a curated record